AUGGUGUUAGAGGAAGCCGGAAGCUGGAGUGAACUCGCAGACCAUAGUUCAACCCUCCCGGCGGAAGGAUUUGACAGUACUGGCGUCAAGGGCAAGCAGGGAAAUAGUGGCAUGCUUUCAUUCCUCAGUCGGAAGAAGGGACGGGAUCGCAGCCCUAAGCCCACCGAACCAGGUGUUUUGGGCAAAGAAGGAGCCAGACAGAUCAUCAGCUGA
Molecule: messenger RNA, 213 nt
Organism: Penicillium macrosclerotiorum
Lineage: Eukaryota; Fungi; Ascomycota; Eurotiomycetes; Eurotiales; Aspergillaceae
Product: kinase-like protein
Exons: 1
Coding region: 1-213 (70 amino acids)
Source: RefSeq, a predicted model, not a curated record